AUAGGAUGGACCAUGUUCCCCGUCUAUCAGAGGUCCUGUAUGCUGGUCUGUGUUGUAAGAUAGGGACACCGACAGAAGUGGCCAUCAGAAGGGACGUGAGGGACAUGGAGGAGAUGAUACAGAAACCUAUUAGUAUGAUUAGAGGAUUUGGAACGAUUAUGAGUGGUAGUUAUAGAGAAGGAUUAAGGUUGAAAUCAUCUGACAGGGAUAUGAUGAUAUGGCCUUGUAAUUAUAAACUAAUAACUGACAUAUCUCAGUUCCACUCCUACAAUACAUCAAAACACACUACUGUUCUAAUGGAAGAUUUUGACACACCACCAGGGUUUGUCAGACUUCGCCUUCUGACAUCCCCACGAGACAGUAUCACGAGGUCAAGUCGUAUUCCUUUCAAUAACGCGUUUUAUAUAUCCAGUUCUUUGUGGAGAGAAAACCAAUUUCAGUUUUAUAUGGAAAACAAACAUUUUCCACAGAAAAAAAUGACCAUCCAUGGUCCCUGUGCCAGCGGUUUCGAAGGAUCUGUUGAAUUUGAUCAUGCUCUCUGUUUGCCCACAAUAUAUUGGCCUAAACUAUUUAUAGGUUGGAUGGACAGAUGUCAGAGACAUACCUGGCCGCCUGCACCUGUUUUAGAAAAUAUUCUAAGAAAAGGAUGUCACUGUGUACCUAUUGGAAGUAAAACUGUAUCAACUUCCACUGAAUUAGAAUGGAGAUUAUCGUUUUCUCAAGCAGAACAACAACUAGUAUGUUCUAUGAAUCAUACACAAUUUAUGUGUUAUGGUCUUCUAAAAAUAUUUCUGAAGGAAGUUAUCAAUUACAGGAAGGACCCAUUACUCUGUUCAUAUUUCUUGAAGACCACAGUGUUCUGGAUAAUUCAGUUGGGACAUAUUAUAUGGUGUCCUAACAAUUUACUAGAUUGCUCCUGGAAGUGCUUUAAAUAUAUCAUUCAUUGUGUUUAUCGUGGAGUUUUCCCCAAUUUUUUUAUUUCACAGAACAAUAUGUUCAAAAACAAAGUAGUCGGAGGUGCACGUGAAUCUCUUUUACAACAACUUUAUCAGUAUUAUAGAAUGGGUGUGGGAUGCCUACUGUAUAGUCCAACUCUCAGAUUAAUCCUAGAACCGGCCCUCAGUAGCCCACUCUUUGUAUUAUCAUCUACUAAGGGUGAAUCUAUUUUUAUUGCAGAUGAAGAUAUGUGUGCUAUGUUUGAAAUAUUUACGACACCGUUUCUUGCUGAAAAUAUAUCGGUUUCCAUUCUCUUCUUGAAAUCCAUUGAUGCACUAUCAGGCGAAGGACUAUUAAUCUCACCAUACCAAUCAUUAACAAUACAGUUUUGUACAGCUAAGACACUCAUCCAUUUAGCCUUCGCAAUAGCAAAUAGUGUUUCAUGUUGUUCACACAAGAAAAAUUACAUCAUAGAUAGAAAGAUAUGCAAUAUGUUGCAACUGGCAGCAAGGUUAGGUCCUAUGUCUAAUUUACUGUAUCUUGCAUCGUAUUAUUAUAGGACAGGAAGAUAUGAUAAAACAUUACGUAUCACUUAUUUCACUAAACAAAAACUGUCGUCGGACUUCAUUAUGUAUAACGGUACUAUCGACAGGCAGAAGUACAGUGAAGCUGUAGGUAAUCUUCCUUUGUUUAAAAGGAUGAAGAAAGCCUGGGUGACAGACAUGACUGAAGUCGAUUUAUUUCAAAAUAUCCCAUUUAUUGAAGAACUAAGUUUAGAACAAAAAGUAAGUCAAGAAAAUGCAAAGCCAAUCUUAGUGUUAUCACCGAUUUUUAUGAUAGAGAUAUUAUCAGUAUUAUCUCACUAUAGACUAGGUAAUACAUCUCAGUGUUUACAGUCACUGACAGACCUACAGACACUGCUGCUCUAUGAUGAUGGGAAAUAUGUUUCUUUAAAUUUGAGAGACAUAUCCUGGCAGAUACUUGGGAUCUGCCAGCACACUGUGGGAGACUUACACGGUGCUUUACAGUCUUUUAAAGAGUCGCUCAGACAGAAACCAUUCCACAAAAUACGAGAAGCUACAUAUAUUAGAAUAAGAUGUGUCAAACAACAAUUAUACAGAAAUAUGCAAGCAUAG
Saccostrea echinata is the source of this 2072-nucleotide messenger RNA. RefSeq lists its product as uncharacterized. The coding region runs from base 6 to 2072 and encodes 688 amino acids. The record is from RefSeq and is a predicted model, not a curated record. The transcript has a single exon. Lineage: Eukaryota; Metazoa; Mollusca; Bivalvia; Ostreida; Ostreidae.